AUGAGUUUAAUUGAUACCACAUACGUUGAAAAUUCACCUAUACAUACAACUGGCAUAGAAGAUAAUGUUGGUGAUGUUGACAUAGCAGAAAUUGGUUUAAACUGCACAGAUGCUAAUGUUCCACAACAGUCAUCUUCAGCAAAAAAAAAUAAAAAAUCUAAGACCACAUCAUUUCAAGAAUCUCUAUUAGAAGCUAUAAAAAACCUCCCUUUUCUAAAUGUAUCACCCGAAACAGAAGAUCCCGAUAAGGCAUUUUUAAUGUCAUUUUUACCAGAUAUAAAAAAGUUAAAUGAAGAAAAUAAAGUAGAACUUAAAUUUCAAUUCUUACAGUCCCUUAAAAAAAUUUCUGAGUCCAAUAAUAUACAAUACAACCAAAAUGUACCAAAUAACUUUUAUAGCGGUUCAAACGUUCAACAUAUACCACCACAACCACAAACAUCUGUAAUCCAUCAUCCAUAUCCUUAUUCAUCAUUCUCUGAUGUAUCUACCAACUCUUAUCUAUCAUCUGAUAAUAUAACUGUAACACCACAACACCAUGCACCUAAAAACCCAGCUCCGCUCUAUCAUCCAUAUUCCUCAAUCCCGUUGACCAAUUCAAGAAUGAAGACUGCCAACUUUAUUUUAUAUACUAAACUUUAA
Macrosiphum euphorbiae (potato aphid) is the source of this 639-nucleotide messenger RNA. NCBI's taxonomy places the organism in Eukaryota, Metazoa, Arthropoda, Insecta, Hemiptera, Aphididae. The record is from the annotation of a GenBank genome assembly.